AUAAAUAUCGAUGUUUAAUCGUGAGCAACGCGCGCUACAAGAAGACAAGAUUCUAGCUGUCAAAUGGCAACCGUUUAAAUUUUAGCUCUUUGAUCUUUGUUUAAUCCAAAUUUCCGACAUACUCAUAAUUAUCAGUAGUUAUUAUUAAGUCCUGCUUUUAGUUUACAAAAUGAAUUACGAAGACAAUUAUACGUCUGAAGAACAAAAUUGUGGGGAUUUUGGAACUGAUUUUAAUGAUGAACAACAGCAAUCUAAUGGCGACGUGGAAGACCAAGGAGGUUCUGGUGAUGCGGCUUCAGGUAGUAAAUCCUCCGAAGAAGAUAAGAAACUUUUUAUUGGUGGAAUAAGUAGAGAAACUAACCAAAAGGAUUUAAAAGAAUACUUCUCUAAGUUUGGUGAAGUAACAGAAGUAAAUAUUAAAACAGAUCCAACUAGUGGACGCUCUAGAGGAUUUGCAUUUGUUGCCUUUGCCAGCAGAGAUUCCGUCGAUUCUGUUCUUCACAAUGGACCUCAUACCAUUAAAGGAAAACAAAUUGAAGCCAAAAGGGCUAAAGUUAGACCUGGUAUUAAGAAAAUAUUUGUUGGUGGAAUUGAAUCUGACAUGACUGAAGCCGACAUCCGGAAUUAUUUUGAACACUUCGGAAAAGUAGAAACAGUUGAACUUCCAUUUGAUAAAGUAAAAAAUCAAAGGAGGCAGUUUUGUUUUGUUACAUUUGAAGAUGAAAUGACAGUAGAUCAAGUUUGCAAACAAGCUAAACAAAAGAUUGGCAACAAAGAAUGUGAUGUCAAAAAAGCAACCACUAAGCCAGAUCCCAGGUUAGCCCGUGGUGGUGGAAUGGCUGGCAGGGGUAGAGGACGAGGUGGCCCACCAGGUUGGGGCCCAGAUUAUGGCAUGCCUGGCUAUGGCGGAUAUGGAGGUAACCAAGGAUAUGGAGGUUAUGGCGGUGGUUAUGGAGACUACAGUGGUGGCUAUGGUGGAUAUUCAUCUGGCUAUGGCGGUGGUCCAGGAGGUUAUGGUAGUUACGGAGGCCAUUAUAAUGGUUGGGGUGGCUAUGGACAAAAUGGCUACUCUGGUGGUGGCUAUGGUGCUCAGCAGCCACCUGCUCCAGGAAAAGCCAGACGCGGCACCACUACUGGACAAGGCUAUCAGCCAUAUUGAUAAAUUUUAAGCCAUCUUGAUGCCCCCCACAUACAACCCAAUGGAUGGUGUACAUAGCCUGUGUUUUAUCCACUUCAUCUAUAUGCUAUAAUUUGUGCAGAACUUUUCUUCUCUUUAUCUCUCGAGUAGCAUGUUCAUGCUUUGUCCUGUGUUCUAAAAAAACAUGUGUCAAAGCACAUUCCAAAAUAAAAAAAAAAAGAAAAACAUUGUUAGUAGCCGCACACUCAUGUGAUGCAUUUUCAGAACAAAUAUAAAUGUUUUUUAUAUA
Messenger RNA from Parasteatoda tepidariorum (common house spider), 1427 nucleotides. RefSeq names its product heterogeneous nuclear ribonucleoprotein A/B. Gene Ontology annotation, biological process: regulation of gene expression. Gene Ontology annotation, cellular component: nucleoplasm; chromatin. Gene Ontology annotation, molecular function: RNA binding. The record is from RefSeq and is a predicted model, not a curated record. NCBI's taxonomy places the organism in Eukaryota, Metazoa, Arthropoda, Arachnida, Araneae, Theridiidae.